GUCGUCGACGUUCGGUCGCACCGCCUUGGUCGACCAGAGGACGAGGCAAAGACCUUCGUAUCAGUAUGGACUCAUUUACGAGCAGUCUAUCAGCGCUGCCUCGCAGCGUCAGUGGCGAACAGAACCAGAUGGUCGCAUCAGCGCAUACAAUGGCAGUGCAAGUCGACGAGAAACGACAUCGUAUCGAUUCCGCUCAAGCAGAACUCGACAAGCUCAACUCAGCCAUUGCUGCGACGGAGCAACGGCGCCAAGAGCUCGAGCGUCAGCUGGUCUCCAAUCAGACCGGUCAAGCAUCAUGACCACACCAUCGCCUUAUGCGUCAGACAUGUUCGCGCAUCUACCCCCCCUUUGAGUCACCCUUCAUCAUCAUCAUUGUGCCAACGCCACCAGAUCUGCUGCUUUCGUCAUGACCGUUCAUCAUCCCAUCAGGAGUUGUAUGCAACAUUAAUGUAGCUUUUGCUCGACGACAAC
This is a messenger RNA of Mixia osmundae IAM 14324, 471 nucleotides long. RefSeq lists its product as uncharacterized. NCBI's taxonomy places the organism in Eukaryota, Fungi, Basidiomycota, Mixiomycetes, Mixiales, Mixiaceae. The record is from RefSeq and is a predicted model, not a curated record. The coding region runs from base 66 to 299 and encodes 77 amino acids. The transcript has 4 exons.